Pteropus alecto (black flying fox) is the source of this 1792-nucleotide messenger RNA. It is a transcript of the gene CERS4, whose product is annotated as ceramide synthase 4. The record is from RefSeq and is a predicted model, not a curated record. Lineage: Eukaryota; Metazoa; Chordata; Mammalia; Chiroptera; Pteropodidae. The transcript has 12 exons. Gene Ontology annotation, molecular function: sphingosine N-acyltransferase activity; DNA binding. Bases 330 to 1511 code for a protein of 393 amino acids. Gene Ontology annotation, biological process: ceramide biosynthetic process. Gene Ontology annotation, cellular component: membrane.
UUCGGCCCCUCACCGAGGCGGUUGCAGGGAGCGGAGUCCACCUACCUUGUACGUGCUGCGUGUGUUUUUUGUUUUUUGUUUUUUGUUUUUUGCAGCUGCCGCCAGGCGCGCAGUCCCGCGUCCCGCCACCCACCCCUGGCGCGCCCGGCCGCCCGCACCCCCAGACGGAGGAAGAGGCCACGAGCCAAGAAAUGCAGGCACCUCUAGAAGCUGGAAGAGGCACAGAAACACAUUCUCUCCGAGAGCUUCCAGAAGGAUCGCAGCAGCCCUGCCGACACACCGACGUUAGCCUGUCGAGAUCCGUUUCAGACUUCUGACCCUCAGAACUGAUGUGGUCUGGCCUGAAUGAGUGGCUGUGGCAGGACAGGUUCUGGCUACCACCGAACAGCUCAUGGGCUGACCUGGAGGACCGAGAUGGCCUGGUCUACGCCCACCCCCAGGACAUGCUGGUGGCCCUGCCCCUGGCACUGGCCCUGGUGGCCAUACGCUUCAUCUUUGAGAGACUCGUCGGCCUGCCCCUGAGCCGGUGGCUGGGUGUGCGGGAUCGGGCCAGGAAGCCAGUGAAACCCAACGCCACGCUGGAGAAACACUUCCUGACGCAGAGAUGGAAAACCAAGGAGGCUCAGAUGGCUGUCCUGGCUGCCCAGUGCGGUCUCACGCUAAAGCAGACCCAACACUGGUUCCGGAGACGUCAGAACCAGGACCGGCCUUGCCUGACCAAGAAGUUCUGUGAGGCCAGCUGGAGGUUUGUCUUCUAUCUGUGUUCCUUCUUUGGUGGCCUCUCGGUCCUCUACCACGAGUCCUGGCUGUGGAAGCCGGCAAUGUGCUGGGACAAUUACCCAAACCAGCCCCUGAAGCCAGCUCUGUACUGCUGGUACCUCCUGGAGCUGAGCUUCUACAUCUCGCUGCUGAUGACGCUGCCCUUCGACGUCCGGCGCAAGGAUUUCAAGGAGCAGGUGGCACACCACGUGGUGACCAUCACCCUCAUCACCUUCUCCUACAGCGCCAACCUGCUGCGCAUCGGCUCUCUGGUGCUGCUGCUGCACGACUCUGCGGACUACCUGUUGGAGGCCGGUAAGAUGUUCAACUAUGCACAGCAGCAGCGAGUGUGCAACUCUCUCUUCAUCGUCUUCUCCAUGAUCUUCUUCUACACUCGCCUCGUGCUCUUCCCCACCCAGAUCCUCUACACCACGUACUACGAUUCCAUCGCCAACUCCGGUCCCUUCUUUGGCUAUUACUUCUUCAACUCGCUGCUGACGCUGCUGCAGCUGCUGCACGUGUUUUGGUCUUUCCUCGUCCUUCGCAUGCUCCACAGCUUCACAAAGAAAGGCCAGCUAGAGAAUGACAUUCGCAGCGACAUGGAGGAGUCAGACUCCAGCGAAGGGGAGGCAGCCCAGGAGUGUCUGCGGCUGAAGAACGGGGCAGCUCCGGGGUCCGGGGCAGCCCCUGCUGAUGGCCCUCGGAGCCGGGCAGCCAGGCAGCUGCCCAAUGGGCACAUGUCAGCCACGUAGCUGGCCAAGGAUUGGCUGUGAGGGGCCGCCCCCAGCGCCUUGGAUUUGUGGGGAGGCUGGACCGGCGGCCCUUGGCCCAGGCCGUGGGGAAGGCUGAUGAUCUGUCUCCAGCUCCUACCUUCUGCCCACCCUCUCUCCUUCCCUUGGGCCAGUGGACAGAGCUGGGGCAGUGGGCAGCAGCAGGGUGCUGCGCCUCGCCAGAGCUACCUCCAGGUUGCAUCCUGGGAACUGUUAAGAGCCCCAGGCUGAAAGGGGUCCAAUAAAACUUGAAUGGAGCCACA